Messenger RNA from Amaranthus tricolor (Joseph's coat), 1928 nucleotides. RefSeq lists its product as uncharacterized. The coding region runs from base 650 to 1183 and encodes 177 amino acids. The transcript is spliced from 2 exons. The record is from RefSeq and is a predicted model, not a curated record. NCBI's taxonomy places the organism in Eukaryota, Viridiplantae, Streptophyta, Magnoliopsida, Caryophyllales, Amaranthaceae.
AAAAAAAAAAAAAAAAAAAAAGGUUUUUAUAGAUUAUACUAGUCCAUAUACUUUGUAGUCUAUAACUUGCUAUGUCUACCAGAAUUUGUUAGUCGACAUCCUUACUGACUAUCAUGACCAAUUCUUCUGAUUCCAAGGAUUGUUGAUCUUAGUGUUCUUCACACCAUAUUAUGUUCUUUAUAUUUCUGUGUUUGUUAAGUUUCAAGAAAUCUCAAAAUCUUCCAUUUUUUCAUUAAAACAAACAAUUUUUUCAUGGGUGAGGUAACAAUUAUGUUUCUUAAAUAUAUGUUUAAGUUUGGGUUUCUUUAUUUAUUCUGAAUUGGGAAACUUCUGCUUUCUGGUUACCAAAAUUUCUGUUAAUUAUUGUCAUAGUGUUGCCAUUUUUAGAAAGUUUUUUAAAAUGGGUCAUUGACAUAUUUGAAACUUUCAAACUUAGCUCCUUGUUUUUAGCUGUUUCAGUUGGGUUCAUUAUGUUGUAUGUUUCUCCGGAAUUCGGUUGUUUCUGUUGCUCCCCUAUAGACCUAUUUUAAAGAGACAUUUUUCUCAUAAAUUUAUUGCAACUGAUUUUAAAGAGGUUAAAUUGAAUAAAGAAUCCAACUUUAAUAGUCACAAAAUUCGGUUUUUAUCUGGGUAUUGUUCAGUUGUGUAAAUGGCAUUUCCCAGGUUGCAGUUAUGGGGUUUAUCCUUAUGGGGUGGAAAAAAGGAGAAUAAAAAUAUACCUAAUUUAACCUCGUCAAACUCUCAAUUUGAUUCUGGUUUUGGGGUGAGGGAAAUUGAGAGUAUCAAAUUCCCAUUGAAGGGUACAAAAAUGGUUUCUUCUUCUUCAUCUUCUUCAAGGAAAAUUAAGAAGAAAUGGAAUAGUAGAGAAGAGAGAAAGAUUGAUGGAGAAUAUGAUGGUGUUUUAGUACCAAGAGAUGGGGGUUGUUCUUCAGAAUCUGAAUCUGAGGAUUCUGAUUGGUCUAUUGGGUGGUUGGAGCCUCAUGGGCCUGAUUUCUUGAGUGAUGAUGAAACUGAUGAUAGCUUUGCAGUCUUGGUUCCUUGUUAUAGGAAUGAUAGAAAGGGGACAAUUCAGGGUCCUAAUACCCAGCUUCUCAAUACCAUCAAGAAUCUCACUAGUGAGCCAUUCACCGAAGGGAAGAACCGGAUGGAUCAGUGGCUAUCUUCUCUGCAAAGCUUCCGAUAAAUUGCUGUAAUUACCAAUGUUCAAUAAUGCAGAAGCUGGUUCUUUGUGUGACAUGUUCAGAAAUUGAAGCUAAUCAGCUAUUGUGCAUCAUAUCUAUGUUAGUAUUGAUGGAUUUGGAGAUAACAUAAAAAUCUCAUUAAGUGUCCAGAAAGCAAAGAGAACAAGAGAUUAAGGCGAUUCAAAAUCUGGUGACAAUCAAGAAUAAAGAUAUAUGUGACAGUAAGGCACGGGAUUUACUCGUGCCAGCAACCGUUUUGGACAUUAAGGAUCUACCUGAUGCCGCUACUGCAAGUAUAAGUGUGUUCUUAACCAUCUUUACUUGACACGGCCGUAUGGAUUUACCCAACCAUUUCCUUGAACUUCUGAGCCUUUGUAAAUACCAGAACAAUGUAAAUAUUUUUGCUAUAUGAUUAUGCUUUUGACUUGAUUUCAAAUAAAUUUCUGGAAGAACUUUGCUUUCUAGGCUCAUAUGCGAUACUUCUUCCCUCCCUUUGAGAUUGCUAUUGAAGGAAAAUGUCGCUCUCAGUAGCAAUUUCAAAUGGAAAGAAGAAUACUAAUUUCUAACUAACAUGCAUACCAUGAAUUUGCUUAGUACUGUAGAUUCAUCAUCUAGUCUGGCAUAUCCUGAUGUAUGCUGUAUGUAAUCAAUAGUUUGGAUAAAUUUUGUUACAGUACACUUAUUUCUGGUGUUCUAUGGUGUAUCAUGUAAAUUUUGAUCAAUACACCAAGAAUAAUCUUAUAGCCG